Molecule: messenger RNA, 887 nt
Organism: Drosophila grimshawi
Lineage: Eukaryota; Metazoa; Arthropoda; Insecta; Diptera; Drosophilidae
Product: cilia- and flagella-associated protein 299
Exons: 2
Coding region: 72-791 (239 amino acids)
Source: RefSeq, a predicted model, not a curated record
CUACACAAAAAAAAUAAAAUAAAAAUAAAUAAAUAUAAAAAAAAGAAUUUACAAACUUAAAUAAAACCAAAAUGAGCGACAAAGUAGUGGACACAAGUGUUUUAGGCUUUGCAACUUAUGAGGAUUAUGUGAACUCUUUCUCGACCAAAAAUGAUAUCAGAUAUUUGGGCAACAUUCGUGUAGCCGGAAACCUUGCCAAAUUGGGAUAUCGGUCCACGAAGACACCCUACUCUGAGAAGGAAUUCGUGAAACGAGUCGAUUUGGCAAUGCUUGCGAUACGACCAAAAAUUACGGGCAUCCAGCCAUUUAGUAGAUUUAUGUCACCAGACAAUACGGAUCCAGUGCUUCUCGAGUUUAAGCGACGUGAGGUGCCCAUAUUCUCCAAAAUCUUAGCUACAAUUGUGUUUGCAAGAUAUACAGCACCCGAUAGCUCGGACGUUUCGGCCUAUCUUGAUUUGGGAAUGAGCUGGCAGAAUACAGUGCGCCGAGCCAUCAGGCACACGAAUUGGAAAGGCGUCUAUGAGGGAUCUGCCCGACUGCUGCCCAUGUCCCAUCAUCUGAGCUACAAUAAUCCACGAUAUAAUAUGCUCAACUAUACGGAUAGCGACAACUUCUGUGUUAUCCACGAUCAUCGCUAUGGAUUAAUGUUCAAGCACAGAGGCGAUCACAAAUAUAUACCGGUGGGCGGUUCUCCCACUCCGUUUGAUAAAAACGUGAAAAGAUCAAUAUCAUCGUCACCAAAAUAUGGCACAAUGAUAUUCUAUGAUCAUACUGUGCGCAAGAAGGUGUGAAUCAGGUGUAUAUAUACAAAAUAUAUUGAAAUGUAUGUGAAAUAUUAUUUUAUUUGUAAAGAUACUUUAAUCACUGGCAAAAGUCCAAUAAUUUAA